AUGUGCGCUCGGCCUGGGGGACAGCCCGAGCUGGCAGGCUGGGCGAUAGCUCCUCGGGGCAGCCUUCGCCACGGCUGCUGCGACGACCCCGGUCCAUGCUGGGGGCAUCUGAGGGGGGGGCCCCCGCGAAGGGACCCGCUUGCUGCCGCGCUGUCCGGCUUCCCACUUGGAGACGAUGAGUGGCCGGAAGCGGAGAAGGCUGAGAAGUUGGCGAGAGGAGCCGCUCUGAAAUGGGCUUCAGGGGUGUUUUACUGCCCCGAGAAACUGGAGGGGCUGGGGCAGUACCGGAGCCGAGAGACACAGAGGAACAGCUCCAUCCAGUCCCGGCUGAAGUCGACUGUCCAGUCCUACCUGGAGGGGGUAAGUGCGGGGCUGGAGCAGCUGCGGUCGGCGGCCCAGGAGGUGCAGAGCGUGUGCCAGGACCUGGGGGCUGCGCGGUGGGCCCUGCUCGACAGUGCAGACCGCUUCCAGGGCCUCCAGCAGAUGCGGGCGCUGAUGGCGGAGCACGUGCAGCUGGCCUCGGUGGUCCAGGUGCUGCCCCAGCUCUUCUCGGUCCACGAGGUUUUUUCCCAUACCCUGCAGCUGCUCCGUGGGCAGCACCUCCUGGAGGCCCACGCAGAGCUCAUGAUGAUGGAGCACCUCCGGGAUGACAUCCUCUCCCAGCUGCACCUCCGUGGGCUCUCCGGUGCCCAGGCAACUGUGCUGUCCUACUUCGGUGGCCUGCAGGAACUCAAUGAGAGCCUGGCCAAGCAGCUGUGGGACAUCGUGGGCAGCAGCCUGCAGCUGGUGCGCGAGGACCCAGUUCUCUUCGUCACCGCUGUAAGGAUCAUCGAGCGGGAGGAGAAAAUAGAUGAUACUCUGCUCCUGGAGGCCACCUUCCUGCCCCCUGGCCGCCCAAAGGGCUGGAGGCAGAAGUUUUACCACGUUCUCCAGGAGACCAUCACAGGAGCCCACUUUCAUGCCGCCCGCAUGGACGCUGAGGGGCCAGGGCUGGCCAGGCACCUGGCGGCGCUGCAGAAGGACAUCGUGUCCGAGCUGCGCGUGGUGAAGGACCUGAUGGUCCAGUGCGUCCCAGCUCACUACAACAUCCUCAGCGUCUGCACUGCCACCUACCACCAGGCCCUCACCAGCCACCUCCAGGACAUCCUCCGAGAGGACCUGGACAAACAGGCGCUCUUCCUCCUCCUUGAGUGGGCGCUUCGUGUGUACCACAGCCCGGAGAUGAUGGGUCACCCUGACCUUCUCCCAGAAGUGGACGUUUCUGCUCUGGGCCCGUUGAUGUCCCCUGAGCUCGUGGAGCUGACGGAGAGGAAAUACGUGGUGAAAGUCAAGGCUAGCGUGCUCGUGUGGAUGCAGAGGACCCUGGAGGUGGAGUUCAAGGAAUGGUUCAGGGAAGAGGAACCUGAGAUGGACCAUCAGGGCUUCUUCCAGUCAGCCCUGCCCGUCAUUGUCAUGCAGAUGCUGAAUGAGAAUAUCCAGGUAGCCUCCUUGAUCACGGACUCUCUGCAGCAGAAGGUCUACAACAUGGCCUUGGAGGAGCUCGAGGCGUUUCUAGGCCGUCUGCGGGAAGCCCUAGUGCAAUGUGGGAAGGAGCACCAGAAGGACCGUACCGUACCCAAGUACUAUGUCUCCUACCUGCUGGCCAUGCUCAACAACAACCUGGCUCUCAGCUCCUCUGUCUCCUCCCUGCACCCCGACACUGCCCACAGAGAAGUCCCCACAUCCCUCCGGGCUGCUCUAGACAGGACACAGAAGAAAGCCUGCCAACUGCUGCUGGAGGAGCUGCUCCUGGACCUGCAGCCCCUCUGCCUGCAGCUGCCUUCCCGCAAGUGGCUCUCCGGGUCCCAGCUCGUCAGCAGCAUGUGCGAAGUGAUUGACAAGUAUGCGAAGGACUUCUCCCGUGUCAAGAAACCCGUCUUCACGCUCCUGCUGACGGAGAGCGAGCUCCUGGUGGCGAGCCAGUACCUGCGGGCACUCAUGCAGAAGAAGAUGGUGUGCAAAAGCGAGGAGGAGCGGGGCCAGCUCUGUGACCGCCUGCUGCAGGACGCCACGCAGCUCCGGGAGCUCUUCUGUGGCUUGGGUCUGGACCGGAGCCAGCAGAGCCUGGAGGCCGUCUUUGCCCUGCGGGAGCUGAUCUGCCUCAAAGACCCAGCACUACUCAGCCUGGAGGUGCUGGGUUUCAUCACCAAGUACCCCGACGUCAGCGAUGAGCACAUCUCCACCUUGCUGGAUCUGCGGGGUGACGUCUCCAAGGAGGUGCGGCACAUGGUGCUGGAAAUGAUGGCGCAGCACCCCCAGGUCCUGCCCGAGAGCUACCGGCCCAUCUUCAGCACCAUCCUGGUCCCCGCGCCGGAGCUGCCCUUCUGCCUUCGCAAGGGCAAGUGUGCCUGACACGGCGCCCUGCAGCCCGCUCCCCGCUGCCCCCACAGAUGGGACCACGCAGGGCAUCUCUGAGGCUGCGUGUGGGGAGAAAGGAGAUGCCGCGCGGCAUCCCCUACGCGCAGCACCUUGCCCUCUGUUGGGGACAGUCUGCACACAUGCUGUCCUCCUCUGAUCCCGCCGAGCCGACUGUCCCCCGCAAGCACCAGCCCCAGGAGACCUGGGUCAGGAGAAAAAUCAACGCAUAGCUAUUUUGCUGGCCUGCAGAGGCAGUAACUGAGGGCUGCUCAGGUCUGGCCCGUUGCCUGCAGGAGAAAGAGGAACCGCAGAGCAAAGGGCGGGAGUCCGCAGCUGGGGUGAGUCUACGUCUCCGUGGGGCUGCAGAGAUAUUUGGGUUUCCCCGAGUCUCCAGCCAGCCCUCUGAGCCAGCGUGUCCUGGCCGUGGAAUCUGUUACCACCCCAGCUCCAAGGCAGACUGGAGCCUUGCUAGACCCAGACUUGCCAGGAGGGUUUUAGCCAUAGGAGGUCUUCCUCUGUUUUGGCUCAGCCCAGAGGUCUGGUGUUGCUGCUCCACUGGCCUGGGCCCUGCAUGGACGGUGGAGAGCAGCUCAGCCAGCUCGUCGUGGCUGACGGCCACGGAGGAGUAGGGCACAAGGGGGUCUCACCACCCUGGGUAGCGCCACCAACCCUAUUCCUGCCGGCGUGAAGGGACAGCUCUGAGAUCCCGCUGACCUGCCCAACUCCUGGCCCCGGCUCUCUUGCCAGCAUCCAAGACAGGACUGGAGUCCAAGACUCUCCGGCCUUUUGGAGAGCGUGAACUGAGUUGCGUCUGGUGUGUCAAGCAUCCUCCUGGCCCAGCUUCCUCCCUGAUGGGCAGCACCGCCCUGGGCGCUGGCUCUCCCUCCAUCCUCUCCUGCUGUCCGGCCCUUGGUCAUCUCCUCCCCAGGUGCCAUGCGAAGAUCAGGAGCAAAGCCUGUCUCUGUGCCUGCGCCCUUGUGCCCAGCCCCUGCAGCACCCUGGGGGACCUCCAUGCUCUGCCACGCUUCCCGCCUUGUGGCGGGCCUGAUCCUGCUGCCCUCGCGUGGCACCACUGCCAGAAAUAAAGGCCUGAGCUCUGCAAUCA
Messenger RNA from Aptenodytes forsteri (emperor penguin), 3502 nucleotides. It is a transcript of the gene EXOC3L1, whose product is annotated as exocyst complex component 3 like 1. Gene Ontology annotation, cellular component: exocyst. Gene Ontology annotation, biological process: exocyst localization; exocytosis. Bases 1 to 2391 code for a protein of 796 amino acids. The transcript is spliced from 13 exons. Lineage: Eukaryota; Metazoa; Chordata; Aves; Sphenisciformes; Spheniscidae. The record is from RefSeq and is a predicted model, not a curated record. Gene Ontology annotation, molecular function: SNARE binding.